CCCCCUGAAUGCAGUUCUCUGGGACCACCUUCUUUUGGCUUCAACUGCUCCCACUCUUGACAUCUGAGCUGCUCAGAGGGAAGCUUCUCCAGGUCCGAGUGUUUAUAUGUAAAGGAGACUGGCCGCUAGGGCUCAGGACCGGGAUUAUCCAAGCUCUGCAGAAAAGCGAGAGGCUAUUACUUUUGAAGGGGGAAAAAGUCACACGAUUUCCAGUGAAAAGUGACAGAGGGUGGUGGUGUUUGGAACCGUCCUGAAGUCUUCUGCCUGGAUUCCAAGACUUGCAUGCUAUGGAACACCCGCUCUUUGGCUGCUUGCGCAGCCCGCACGCCACAGCGCAGGGCUUGCACGCAUUCUCUCAGUCCUCUCUUGCCCUCCAUGGAAGAUCUGACCAUAUGUCCUACCCCGAACUUUCUACUUCUUCCUCGUCUUGCAUAAUCGCAGGAUACCCCAACGAGGAGGGAAUGUUUGCUAGCCAGCAUCACAGGGGGCACCACCACCACCACCACCAUCACCACCACCACCAUCAGCAGCAGCAGCAUCAGGCUCUGCAAACCAACUGGCACCUCCCGCAGAUGUCCUCYCCACCGAGUGCGGCUCGGCACAGCCUCUGCCUCCAGCCUGAUUCCGGAGGGCCGCCGGAGCUGGGGAGCAGCCCGCCGGUCUUGUGUUCCAACUCUUCCAGCUUGGGCUCCAGCACUCCUACCGGGGCCGCGUGUGCUCCUGGGGACUACGGCCGCCAAGCAUUGUCACCCGCGGAGGCGGAAAAGAGAAGUGGCGGCAAGAGGAAAAGCGACAGUUCAGAUUCCCAGGAAGGCAAUUACAAGUCAGAAGUCAACAGCAAACCCAGGAAGGAAAGGACAGCUUUUACCAAAGAGCAAAUCAGAGAACUUGAAGCAGAAUUUGCCCAUCAUAAUUAUUUGACCAGACUGAGGCGAUAUGAGAUAGCYGUGAAUCUAGAUCUUACUGAAAGACAGGUGAAAGUGUGGUUCCAGAACAGGAGAAUGAAGUGGAAGAGGGUAAAAGGAGGACAACAAGGAGCUGCAGCUCGAGAAAAGGAACUGGUGAACGUGAAAAAAGGAACACUUCUCCCGUCAGAGCUUUCAGGAAUUGGUGCGGCAACCCUCCAGCAGACAGGGGACUCGCUAGCAAAUGAAGACAGUCAUGACAGUGAUCACAGCUCAGAGCACGCACACUUAUGAUCCACAUAGAGAGGACCAGCUCCAUUCUCAGGAAAGAAAUGUUGUGAUGGCAAGCCUUACCCAAACAUCGUUUACACAGAGAGGACUAUGGCAGUGGUGUUUAAUAUUAAGUUCAGGCAUCGCAAGUUUGUUUCAUGAUUUAUAGAGAGUUUACACUAAGGGCCACUUAUUGAGGAUGCCUCCACAGUGAAGAUGGAGAAGGUGGACUUGCUUUGAAUAUUGCAGAUAUGUUUGGUCRUCAUAUGUAUGACAGUGAGCAGGUGUGGGUUUGCUUUUGCUUGCACUGAAAAGUAAAUUGCUAUCAAGAGCAAACUAUGAGACAUUUUUAUUCAAGAUGCCUGGAGAGUGAAGAUCUGAAGAUGAACUUUCUUUGAACAUUCCAAAUGUACAAGGUCAUUUUUUUUGUGACAGUGGGCAGGUAUUUGCUUUUGCUUGCACUGAUAAUUAAAU
Messenger RNA from Urocitellus parryii (Arctic ground squirrel), 1649 nucleotides. RefSeq names its product mesenchyme homeobox 2 (gene Meox2). Gene Ontology annotation, cellular component: nucleus. Gene Ontology annotation, molecular function: RNA polymerase II cis-regulatory region sequence-specific DNA binding; DNA-binding transcription factor activity, RNA polymerase II-specific. Lineage: Eukaryota; Metazoa; Chordata; Mammalia; Rodentia; Sciuridae. Gene Ontology annotation, biological process: somite development; positive regulation of transcription by RNA polymerase II. The record is from RefSeq and is a predicted model, not a curated record.